This is a messenger RNA of Lasiosphaeria miniovina, 2511 nucleotides long. RefSeq lists its product as uncharacterized. Bases 1 to 2511 code for a protein of 836 amino acids. Gene Ontology annotation, molecular function: DNA-binding transcription factor activity, RNA polymerase II-specific; zinc ion binding. The record is from RefSeq and is a predicted model, not a curated record. The transcript has 9 exons. Gene Ontology annotation, biological process: regulation of DNA-templated transcription. Lineage: Eukaryota; Fungi; Ascomycota; Sordariomycetes; Sordariales; Lasiosphaeriaceae.
AUGAAGAAGAGGCUGAAGAAGACGCUGAAGAAGAGGUUGAAGAAGACGCUGAAGAAGACGCUGAAGAAGACGCUGAAGAAGACGCUGAAGAAGAGGCUGAAGAAGACGCUGAAGAAGAAGCUCCAAAACGACAGCGUCGACCAAAACCACAGCAUCCACCACGAUGGCGUCCUUUCCCAACUCACCCUCUGCUGCGCUAACGGCAGCUGCGCCUUCAUCCCGCACUCGGCGCUCCGCGAGCUCGGCAUCCCCUUCACCGCAGACUGCCUAGCGCCCUACUCCUUCAAGCGCUGGCUACCACUGAUUCUCAGCACGCGCGCACAUGUCCCCGCCACCACCACACUCCAAACCAUAUCCCUCACCCCCGCGCAAGGGCGCCUGCUGGUCCGCGCCGCCAACGGCUCCAUCCACACGGGCCGCACCAACCUCAUGUACGCCGAGGACCUGCACGACGAGAUCGUCGCCCCUUCCCUCGCCAGCCUCGUCUUCCCGCCCGAAGGGCUCUUCGUGCGUCUCGACGCCUGCUCGCCCAAGGACGGCGCCCGCCUCGUGCCCCCCGGCCGCGCGUCCCUGCACACCCCCAACGAGGUGCUGCUGCGGCUGGUGACGUCGGCGCGCGCGCGCAACGCGCUGCUCGCUGCCCUGCCUGCGGAGGAUGAUAGUGAUGGCACCGAUAAUAAUAUCAAUGCAGCUGGCAUCGAGCUGUACUUCCAGCCCUUUGACGCGCGCAUGUGUUCUGCGGACGAGUACCGCGUCUUCUGCCGGCCCGGCGACGGCGCCGUCACGGCCAUUAGCUACGAGGCGCAGGCGCAGGCGCGGGUGAUUGAGCGGAUCACACACGGCGCCCAGGCCCUGCGCUGCCGGAUCCUUGAGAACCUGGACGAGCACGACGCCAUAGACAAGCUGCUGCUGGCGCAGGGCUUCUCGUUCGACGUGCUAUAUGACGAUGCGGCCGAGGCGUGCGAGCUGGUCGAGCUCAACGCCUUCGGCGCCGGCAGCCCCUGCGGGUCGUGUCUCUUCCAGUGGGUUGAGGAUUGGAAUGUCUUGUAUGGCCAUGCGCCGAGCGAGUUCCGGGUGGCCAUGGCCAUGGAACCGUCCGCUGCAGCCCACGAGUCCCUGUCCGUGUCGGUGCCGGCGCCCAGACAGAAGAACUGCAGCACCUGCGUGCAGGGCAAGAGGCGCUGCGACCGGCGCAUGCCCGUCUGCUCGCGCUGCCAGUUGAAGAAAAGCCCCUGCACCUACACAAAGACCAAGACGACAGCUCCUGCCUCUGGGGCUGGUGCUGCACUGGUCGGGGUCGAGCAUGCGGGCGAGCCACACCCCCUCAGCGGCGCCCCCGACUACUCGCCCGCUUCCGCCUUCCUGUUCGCCCCGGCAGCCAUGGCGCUCGACCCCAGCUUCGGCCUCGACCUCGACCCCGACCUCGACCUCGGCCUCGGCCUCGGCCUCGACCAAAACUACAUCGGCGGUGUUCCGCCUAGCGCUUCCACCUCCGUGAUGGAUUUGGUAGACAGCAGCGACAGCAACACGUCCCUAGCCAACCCGGCGCAGUGGCUCGUCUCUGCCGACGAUGCGCUGCUGACUGAGCGCCCCAGCUCGCCGGCCGACGUGGAAGAGAUGACCAUCGCCUUUCGAAAGAUGGGAGGGCUCUGUGACAACAUGCAGCCGUGGCACCUCUACGACGCGCAGACACCACUAUCCUACGUCUUCGGCCGGGCCAGGACGUUCACGACCGACAUGGCAACACGCAACGCGACACCGUUCCUGCACCAGUGCCUGUACCGGUCGCACACGCCGCCCAGCAUCAUGUCGUGCUUCGCGACGACGGUGCUGUACGCGAACCGCACACCAGCCACGACGCCCAUGGUGAUGCGCGCGCUGCACGGCAGCGCGCUCGAGCUCGUCAACGCCGAGACGGGCCGCGCCAACGGCAACGCCGCGACGCCGCUCGAGAAGCUCGCGCGCGCCCAGGCCCUGUUCCACUACCAGAUCAUCCGCCUGCUCGACGGCGACGUGUCGCUGCGCGCCCAGGGCGAGAAGGACAUGCCGCUGCUCAUGGCCUGGCUCGCCGACCUGUGCAGGCUGCGCGACAACCUGUCCGACGCCGCCCAGCUCGGCCACGGACAUGUGCGUGCUCUGCCGCCAAAGAACUGGGAGAACUGGAUCUUUGCCGAGUCCGUGCGCAGGACCAUCCUCAUGGCGUACUCGGUCAUGUCCAUGUUCGAGCUGAUGAAGGACCCGGCGGGCGCGGCCGAGCAGGGGCCCGGGCCGUGGGCGUUCGUGCACCGCUGGACGCUGGCGCGCGGGCUGUGGGACGCCAGCGGGCCGUUCGAGUUUGAGCGCCUGUGGCGCGAGACGCCGCACUUUGUCAUGGCCAACUACUCGUUCGACCGCUUCCUCGAGCACGGCCGCGGCGACGACAUCGACGAGUUCGCCGAGAUCCUUCUGUGCGCCUACAUGGGCGUCGACGCCACCAGGGAGUUCAUGUCUUGCUCGCUGCAGCAGGCCUAG